Messenger RNA from Crotalus tigris (Tiger rattlesnake), 4455 nucleotides. RefSeq names its product BMS1 ribosome biogenesis factor (gene BMS1). Lineage: Eukaryota; Metazoa; Chordata; Lepidosauria; Squamata; Viperidae. The record is from RefSeq and is a predicted model, not a curated record. The transcript is spliced from 23 exons. Gene Ontology annotation, cellular component: nucleus; 90S preribosome. Gene Ontology annotation, biological process: ribosome biogenesis; endonucleolytic cleavage of tricistronic rRNA transcript (SSU-rRNA, 5.8S rRNA, LSU-rRNA); maturation of SSU-rRNA from tricistronic rRNA transcript (SSU-rRNA, 5.8S rRNA, LSU-rRNA). Gene Ontology annotation, molecular function: U3 snoRNA binding; GTP binding; GTPase activity. Bases 140 to 3994 code for a protein of 1284 amino acids.
CCGGGUGGGACGCUUUAAAAGAGACGGACCGAAAAGAGGGCAUUUCCGGUCGGGGCUCCACGUGGGGAGAGCGGAAGGGAGCCGGGCAGCCAAAGACUGAGUCGAGGUAUCUUGGUGAAAAACGAGCUUUUUGCCUCACAUGGUUGCUGGACAGAAGGGGGGAGAGAUGGAGGAGAACAACCAGAAACAACAUCGCAAGAAACACAGCGGGCCCAAGGCUGGCAAGAAAAAGAAGCGGCAUUUGAAAGAUUUAGGAAUUGAAGAUGAAGAGGACGCCAGGAAGAGAAACCCCAAGGCUUUUGCGGUCCAGUCUGCAGUGCGCAUGGCCAGAUCGUUCCACAGGGCCCAGGAUUUGAAAACCAAAAAGCAUCACAUUCCGGUGGUCGACCGGACCCCGUUAGAGCCCCCUCCAGUGGUGGUGGUCGUGGUGGGCCCUCCCAAGGUUGGGAAAAGCACCUUGAUAAGAUGCCUCAUUAAGAAUUUCACACGGCAGAAGUUAGUCGACAUUCAAGGCCCUGUAACCAUUGUAUCAGGUAAAAAACGUCGGCUAACCAUAAUUGAAUGUGAGUGUGACAUCAACGUGAUGAUUGAUCUUGCCAAAGUUGCUGAUCUGGCUUUGAUGCUCAUCGACGCCAGUUUUGGAUUUGAAAUGGAAACCUUUGAAUUCCUGAACAUCUGCCAGGUCCACGGUUUCCCCAAAAUCAUGGGCGUUCUGACCCACCUGGAUAGCUUCAAAAACAACAAGCAGCUCAAGAAGACCAAAAAGAGAUUAAAGCAUCGGUUCUGGACCGAGGUCUACCAGGGUGCCAAAUUAUUCUACCUUUCCGGGAUGGUGCACGGAGACUAUCAGAAACAGGAAGUCCACAAUCUGGGGCGGUUUAUUUCUGUGAUGAAAUUCCGCCCCCUGACUUGGCAGACAACUCAUCCCUACAUCUUGGCGGACAGGAUGGAAGAUUUGACAAACCCAGAGCUUAUCCGGGUUAAUCCGAAGUGUGACCGGAAAGUUUCCCUUUAUGGUUAUCUGAGAGGAGCCCACUUGAAGAACAAAAGCCAAAUACACAUGGCAGGUGUCGGGGACUUCACGGUGAGCGAUGUCAGCUUCCUGCCAGACCCUUGUGCUCUUCCUGAGCAUCAAAAGAAACGAGGCUUAAACGAGAAGGAGAAAUUAAUCUACGCCCCCCUCUCCGGGGUUGGGGGCUUGGUGUACGACAAAGAUGCCGUGUAUAUUGACCUCGGCGGAAGCCACUCCCAUCGCGAGAGGGAGGAGGAAGGAAGACCAAAUCACGAGCUCGUCCAGAGUCUCAUCUCGGCCCAUUCCACCAUCGAUGCGAAAAUGGCGUCCAGCAGAGUCUCCCUCUUCCUGGACUCCCAGCCUUUAGAGACCGAAGGGGUCGAAAGCGAAAGAAGCAUUUUUGCGAUGCCUCAAGAAGAAAUGAAAACCGACCCGCGAACGGGCAGGGCGCGUCGGAAGGCGGUGUUUGAAAACGAAGACCGAAGUGAUGAAGAUGAGGAGGAAGACGAGGAGGAAGAGGGAAUGUCUGCGGAGGAGGACCCGGGGCAAAAUGACAGCGAGGGGGAACGCAAAGAGGACCCCAAUUGUCUACCCCAGACUGUCUUUCCGAGAUCGUCCAAGCGGCGUAAAAAAGACCCGGCACUUGCGGUACUCACCGAAUUGCCCGCCUUUGCGGACAGCGACGACGAUCUUGAGAAGAGUUCAGAGGAUGGAGAAGGAAAUGAGCUUGGAGAGGCCGAUGGAAGCGGAGAGGAAGAGGAAGGAACAGGUUCCGAAUCUAGCGCCGGAAACGCGGCCCGGUUUAGUAGACCUUUGUCGACAGACCAAGAGAUGAGGAAGGGCAGAAGGCUGGCUAAAAAAGCAGCUGAAAACGGGAGCCCUAAACGGGUAUCAAGAUCAGAGAUAGGUGAACCUUCAUCCUCCAGUGAAGAAGAUACCUCAGAGGAGGAGGAGGAGAACCUCAAGGGCUUGGACCAGGAAGAGACUCAACCAGAAAGCGCCGACAAUAAAAUGCAAGAUUCUGGGUCGCUGAAGAAUGAAGAUGACGUGGAAGAUCUCUUGAAGGACGACGAAGACUAUAAGGAGGCAUCUGGUUUUCCUUCAGAAACAGUCGGGGCUCUGAAGUGGAAAGAAGGCCUCAGCCAGAAGGCAGCCGAAGCCUUUUUGAGACAGCAACAGGCUAUUCCGAAUCUCCGCAAACUUGUUUAUGGAACAGUGGCCGAGGACAAGGAGGAGGAGGAUGAAGGAGAAAGAGAGGAAGAACUCGGAGGGCUGUUUCGCGUCAGUCGUCCUGACAAAGAAUCAAAACGAAAGAUUGAUGCUCUGGAUUGCUCCAAAUUUCCCGUGGAAAUCGCACAAGACUGGGACUCGGAUGAGGCGAUGGACACCAUCCGUGACUGUUUCGUGACCGGAAAGUGGGAGGCAGACAAAGAUGCCGAAAAAUUGUUGAAAGAAGAUGAAGAAAUAUACGGCGAUUUUGAAGACCUUGAGACGGGAACCAUGUAUAAAGGCAGAUCAGCUGAUCAAGAACAUGAGGCGGCCAGCGAAGGAGAAGAGGACAACAAGGGAAAGGACAACAAGGGGGCGGAGGAGGAAGAAGAGCAGAAGAAACGCAUCGCCAAGAAGCGUAAGCUGAAAGAGAUGUUUGACGCCGAGUACGACGGAAACGCCACCUACUUCGAUGACUUGAAGGAGGAGCUGCAGAAGCAGGCUCAGCUGAACAGGCUGGAGUUUGACGACCAAGACGACGAAACCAGAAUUCAAUACGAGGGAUUUCGGCCGGGGAUGUACAUCCGGAUAGAACUGGAGAACGUCCCGUGUGAACUGGUGCUGCAUUUCGAUCCACGCUAUCCAAUUGUGCUGGGCGGGCUCGGCAACACGGAAGGAAACGUGGGCUAUGUGCAGAUGCGGUUGAAGAAGCAUCGCUGGUACAAGAAAAUCCUCAAAACCCGCGAUCCUCUGAUUCUGUCUCUAGGCUGGAGGCGGUUCCAGACAAUUCCUAUGUAUUACAUAGAGGACCACAACGGUCGUCAGAGGCUACUAAAAUAUACGCCACAACACAUGCACUGCGGAGUAACUUUCUGGGGCCCCAUCACUCCACAAGGGACCGGGUGUUUGGCUGUCCAAUCUGUGAGUGGUACAAUGGCCGAUUUCCGGAUAGCUGCAACCGGAGUGGUGCUGGACUUGGAUAAGUCUCUAAGGAUUGUGAAGAAGUUAAAGUUGAUCGGCUUCCCUUUCAAAAUUUUCAAGAAUACGGCUUUUAUUAAGGGGAUGUUUAACUCCGUGCUGGAAGUGGCUAGGUUUGAGGGCGCAGCCAUCCGCACGGUGAGCGGCAUCCGGGGACAGAUCAAGAAAGCCCUCAGGACCCCGGAGGGCGCUUUCCGAGCAACGUUUGAAGACAAGUUACUGAUGAGCGACAUCGUAUUCCUGCGAACGUGGUAUCCUGUGUCUGCCCCGGCCUUCUACAAUCCGGUCACCUCUUUACUGAAGCCUCUGGGUGAGAAAUCCUCCUGGAUAGGCAUGAAGACCACGGGGCAGCUGAGACACGAGAAGGGCAUCAGGCUGAAGCAAAACAAGGACUCCCUCUAUAAGCCAAUAAUGCGGGCGAAGAAACAUUUCAACAAGCUGCACAUUCCCAAAGCUCUCCAGAAAGCCUUGCCGUUUAAGAGUAAGCCCAAGUUCCAAGAAAGGAAAAAGAAAGUCACCAAGGAUAAGUGGAGGCCGGCUGUCAUCAGGGAACCGCACGAAAGAAAGGUCGCAGCGCUUCUCUCGGCCCUGGGCACGGUACACAACUACAAGUUGCGGAAAGAUAAGGCACAGCACCGUCAGCAGGUUAAAGAGCACCAGAAGGUGAAAGAGAAAGAGGAAGAAGCGAAGCUGAAGAGACAGAAGGAAGCCAGGAAGAAGCUUUUCCGUAUUAUUGGACAGAAGGAGAAGAAGAAGCAAAAAUCCAGCCUGAAGGGCCGUGCGGAAAAAGAGUAAGAAGCUUAAAAACGAGAAGCAGUUGGCAGUCUUCCACACGAGCAUCCAAAACAACAAACCAGUUCUGGAUUGGAGAUUUACAUUCUGGAAAACCGUGGCGGAGCACUGCCGCUGGGUUCUAGAUCGGUCUAGUCUGGAGAAGGCAUGGACCCCCCGGAGAAGAUUCUGUAAUGUUCUGUUAACAGCAUGAGGGAUUUUUUUUUUUCACACGAUCUGCCAAUGCCUUUCUAAGCACCUGUCAGUAAGAAUUCAGACGCUGGAUCCUUGAGUUGACUGAUGAACAAAGAUCUAAAAAAAAAAUAAUAUUCCAGCUUGGUUUUCUGGAUUUGACGUGACUGUGCAGUUCGGAAAGGCAAUUUGAUCGGAGCUGAAAAGAGCCAUCCGGUGUAAAUUGUCUUUGAUCAUGCUUGUUUCGCAUGACGUUGAGAGAAUCGUAAAUAAUAUUUUAUAUUUUAAGUUUG